Stylophora pistillata is the source of this 708-nucleotide messenger RNA. RefSeq lists its product as uncharacterized. NCBI's taxonomy places the organism in Eukaryota, Metazoa, Cnidaria, Anthozoa, Scleractinia, Pocilloporidae. Gene Ontology annotation, biological process: anatomical structure morphogenesis; cell differentiation; regulation of transcription by RNA polymerase II. Gene Ontology annotation, molecular function: RNA polymerase II cis-regulatory region sequence-specific DNA binding; DNA-binding transcription factor activity, RNA polymerase II-specific. The record is from RefSeq and is a predicted model, not a curated record.
AUGUCUUACCCUUCUCGCGGUCAAGACAUAAAAGUUCUACCUGGUUAUGUUGGUCCAUGUAUACCAUGUUACCACCAAAGCUUUCAAGGCAUCCCCUACCAACCCGCAGAUGAAGAAAAACCAACUCAGUCAUAUAUUGGUCUGAUUGGAAAAGCAAUUUUAAGCUCUCCUCAGCAGAAACUUGUUCUUGGUGAUAUCUACAACCACAUUCUAACAAAUUACCCUUACUUCAGGAAUAGAGGACCUGGAUGGCGUAACUCCAUACGCCACAACUUAUCGCUCAAUGAUUGCUUUGUUAAACUGGGUCGCUCUCCAAACGGCAAAGGACACUUCUGGGCAAUCAAUCCUCUUAACUAUGAGGACUUCAGUCGGGGAGAGUACAAACGUAAAAGGGCCACAAGAAGAAACUGGGAGAGAAAAGAGAGGGGUGAAACAAAAACGAACACAUCUGGACAUGUUCAGAGGUGCACAUUGCAAGAAAUCCAUUACAUCAGUCACACUUUUCCAGAUGAAACAGAAAAAAGAGGUUUUCACAUCGAGACGCUACUGUCGGACAAAUGGGAAGAUAUCAAAAGCAGUGAAACGCACGAAGCGGUGUCAGCAUUUUCCAUUGUGACACAGAGGCAGAUGCCUGCUAAAAAAGAACUUGAAGUGCACAGAGUUCAUCACCGAGAGAAUGGCUCAGGCACCAAAACAGAUUUCUUAUGA